GUGUAUAAAAGAAACCAAGUACUUGUAAAAUAUGUUUGUGGUUUACUGAUGCCGGAUGAAGCGGUCGAAACACUGAUUGGUGAUAAGUUGUCGAUCUACAUCUUUCCAGCAUUGGUGUAUCGUGGCUUUACAAUCUAGAGAAAAUGGCAGAGAACAUCCGAAACUCACUGAAUGACAUGAACGAAAGUCAUCGACCUGUCUCUAACAAAAUAUCUUCCAGCAGUGUAAACAUAGUCAACGAAUUAUGCCCAAAUAAAAAACUCGAAAACAAAAACUUAAGUAAAAUCAGUUUAAAUUCGUCGCAAGAACUUAAACAGAUAAACAAUGUGCUUUCUUCCUCUCAGAACUGUGUAUCUAGCGAUAACAUUCAGCUGUCAGAUCCUAUUGUAACGGCACAUCAGAAAACUCUGGAUUUAAUGAAGAAUGUAGGAUUUUAUAUGUUUAUUGUGAUUCUUUGUGUCUGCAUUUCAUUCACUAUAUGUUAUGUCAUGAGCAGGCCAAGAAAUGCAACAUCCGAAACUCAUUCCGAACUUUGCGUUUUCAAGUUGGAUCAAACAAAACUAAACUCAUUGGUUAAUUCUUCAUAUAUUCCAUUUGUGGAUGCGAAAUGUGAUAGUUUAUCUUACAAUACACGAGGACAGAAGUUCGAUGUUCAAAUGUCCGGUAGCUUUGAACUCUCAUUGUCAGUUGCUUUACAAUUAAACAAUUCUAUUGGACGGAGUACUCUGAUGUGUAUAAACUACAAUCUAAGCAACAAUAAGAAAAGAAAUGUGUGUAGCAGGGCUCAAUUUCCUUCCAAUGAUUCUAAUUCUGCAUUUAUUAAUUUGGGUUUACCUGACGGAGCAAAAUUGAAUGCAGUUGAUGAAUUUCGUGUGAAAAUAAGGAGCAUACGUAAUGUUUAUAUUCAGGAUUCCUUGACCAGACUGGUCGUCAGAUAUUACAAGCCAUAAAUUACUGCUCGACAUGAUUGUCUAUGCGAUGCAAAGAGUAUUUAUUAAUAUUUGUAAACAGAAAUAUUGAAGAGAAAUGUUGAUAUUGAUUCGUAUUUACAUAUAUCUUAUGUUGUGUGUGUGUGUGUGGCUGUGAGAGAGAGAGUUAUUUUUUGUAACAAAACCGGAAUAGAUGUAAAAUACAUUUAAAAUUAAACAGGUAUACGUACUUUCGAUUAUAA
Mytilus trossulus (common blue mussel) is the source of this 1171-nucleotide messenger RNA. RefSeq lists its product as uncharacterized. Bases 144 to 950 code for a protein of 268 amino acids. The transcript has 2 exons. Lineage: Eukaryota; Metazoa; Mollusca; Bivalvia; Mytilida; Mytilidae. The record is from RefSeq and is a predicted model, not a curated record.